Molecule: messenger RNA, 2553 nt
Organism: Penicillium alfredii
Lineage: Eukaryota; Fungi; Ascomycota; Eurotiomycetes; Eurotiales; Aspergillaceae
Product: GcvT family protein
Exons: 1
Coding region: 1-2553 (850 amino acids)
Cellular component (GO): mitochondrion
Molecular function (GO): oxidoreductase activity; protein binding
Source: RefSeq, a predicted model, not a curated record
AUGGCAUCAUCACAACGCGUUGUUAUCAUCGGCGCCGGCAUCGUGGGCACCAAUCUCGCCGACGAGCUGGUCUCGCGCGGAUGGAAGGACAUCACCGUCGUCGAGCAGGGCCCGUUGCACAUGCCGGGUGGCUCGACGUCACACGCUCCGGGCCUCGUGUUCCAAACAACCGGCUCCAAGACUAUGACGCAUCUCGCCCGUUAUACAAUCCAAAAACUGCAGUCAUUAGAGAAGGAUGGCCACGAUUGCUUCAAUCAGGUGGGCGGUCUCGAGAUCGCCACAACGCCGGCCCGGCUCGAGGAGCUCAAGAGGAAACAUGGCUACGCUACUUCGUGGGGCAUUGACGCGCGCCUUGUCAGUGCUGAGCAAUGCCUCGAUAUGUAUCCUCUUCUAAACAAAGAUCUCGUGCUCGGCGGUCUACAUAUUCCCAGCGAUGGCCUGGCACUGGCUGCUCGUGCGACGCAGUUGCUGAUUGAACGAACCAGCAAGGCUGGCGUGCGCUAUCUCGGAUCGACUCCCGUCACCGGCAUCCAACAGGUAAAUCGUCGAGUCACCGGUGUGAUCACCCCCGGCGGGAUCGUUCCCGCUGAUAUUAUCAUUUCCUGCGCCGGGUUCUGGGGCGUCGAGCUGGGUGCCAUGGUUGGGGUAUCCAUUCCCUUGCUACCACUGGCGCAUCAGUACGCGAAAACAACCGCUGUGCCGGCUCUCGCUGGCUGUGAUAUCAAUGACCUGCCAAAUGGGAAGAAUGCUAUCAGGCCAAUUUUAAGGUACCAGGACCAGGAUCUGUAUUACCGUGAACAUGGUGGACAGUACGGCAUUGGGUACUAUGGCCACAAGCCGAUGCCAGUUGUUGCUGCCUCGUUAGGCUUAACUACCGACCACGUCGAUGAGCAGAAUAUGCCCUCUCGUCUCGAGUUUACUCCCCAGGACUUUGACCCAGCCUGGAAGCUCUCUCAGGAGGUUUUACCUGCUCUACAACAAACCCAAAUAGCAGACGGGUUCAAUGGCAUCUUCUCAUUUACUCCGGACGGUGGACCCCUCAUUGGACAAGCGCCCAACCUGGAUGGCUUCUAUGUGGCUGAAGCAGUCUGGGUCACUCACUCGGCUGGUGUUGCGCGAGCCGUGGCCGAGAUCCUCACAACUGGCGGGUCUCAGAUUGAUGUCUCCGAAUGCGAGCUGUCCCGCUUCGAGGAUGUCCAGCUGAGUCGCGCCUAUGUCAACGAGACCUCACAACAAAACUUUGUAGAGGUCUAUGAUAUUAUCCACCCGCUACAGCCGAAAGAGUCACCCCGCAAUCUUCGCACUAGUCCCUUCUACGCUCGCCAACGGGAGCUUGGCGCCUUCUUUUUGGAGCUUGGAGCCUGGGAGCGCCCGUAUUGGUAUGAAGCAAACGCCGACCUGCUGAAGUGUCUUCCGGCGCAGUGGCAGCCCGUUGGCCGAGAUGCCUGGUCAGCGCGGUACUACUCGCCCAUCACCGCCGCAGAGGCCUGGAAGACACGCAACGCGGUCGCCAUGUACGACAUGACUUCUUUCCACCGGUUCGAGGUCUCAGGCCCCGGGGCGCUACACCUGCUCCAGCGGUUGACUACAAGCGAUGUUACCGCAAAGGCAGGCGCCAUGACAUAUACGCUACUCCUUAAUGAUCACGGCGGUAUUCGCAGCGAUAUUUUCGUCUCGAGACUCGACGACAACCUAUUCCAGAUCGGCGCGAACGCAGCUACCGACUUAGCUUACCUCGCUCGAGAGGCCCGCUACCAGAGCCAGCACAGUCCUAGUCAAUGGGCCCAGGUGCGAGACAUUACCGGCAGCACCUGCUGCAUCGGGCUGUGGGGGCCUCGUGCUCGAGAUGUAAUCAAUGCUGUCAGUACGGACGACUUUUCCAGCAAAGGACUGCCAUACUUCAGCGUCAAGCGAGCAACCAUCUCCGGUAUCCCCGUCACGGUAUUCCGGAAGUCCUAUGUCGGGGAGCUGGGCUGGGAGAUUCAAGCCACUGCAGAAUACGGCCAGCAGCUGUGGGACAAAAUCUAUAAAGCAGGCAAACCACACGGACUCAUCCCCGCCGGUCGCGCCGCCUUCAAUGCCCUGCGACUAGAGAAAGGCUAUCGAACCUGGGGCACAGACAUGACAACCGAGCACAGCCCAUACGAAGCCGGCGUCGGCUUUGCCGUCCAGGCGAGCAAAAAAGAAGAUUAUGUCGGGAAAGCUGCACUCCAGCACCGUGCCAAACAAACUCCCUCUCGGCGGCUGCGUUGUUUAACCGUCAACGAUGGCCGUUCCAUGGUGCUUGGGAAAGAACCUGUGUUCUACAACAACGAACCUGUCGGCUAUGUCACGAGCGCUGCUUUUGGAUAUACUGUUCGCAAGCCUGUCGCUUAUGCCUGGCUCCCUGGCAAGAUAAGCGAGGGCGAGGCGGUCGAGAUUGAGUACUUUGGGCGACGGAUUCAAGCUACUGUCACAGCUGAGCCGCUCUAUGAUCCGAACAUGAGCCGACUAUUCAAUGCCGGUCCAUCGGCUGUCCCUGAGUUACAGCAACCCUUGAGACAUCGGUUGUGA